Molecule: messenger RNA, 1933 nt
Organism: Populus euphratica (Euphrates poplar)
Lineage: Eukaryota; Viridiplantae; Streptophyta; Magnoliopsida; Malpighiales; Salicaceae
Exons: 5
Coding region: 539-1780 (413 amino acids)
Molecular function (GO): DNA-binding transcription factor activity
Source: RefSeq, a predicted model, not a curated record
UCGCUCUAAUUUUCUAGCCUGAAGGGUUUUUGCUCUCUCUCUCUCAAUCAUACCGAUCUUGACACCAUACCUUGCGAGAUUUUUGGUAAUCUUUUUCUGUUUGUUUCCUUUCUUUCUUGAAACUGGGUCCUUAAAGUUGUCUAGAUUUUGCUGUUGUAAUCGUCAGAUUUUGAUUUCAUAUUAUGGUUUCUUCCACCUCAAGAUUUGGACAUGUUGUCUUUUUCUCUGUCUAAAUCUUUGUAUCUGGCUUCUUUAACUUCUUCUGAAACUCUUUCCUUUAUAACAAGACUAGCCGAAGAAGAACAAUGCAUAUAGUGGUGCGGUAUUAUUAGUACUAGCAGCUGCAGCAAAAUCAAGAUUUAUUGUGUGGCUGUCUAAAUCUUGCAUGUUGAUGAAAAGAAAGUUCCAAGAAGAGGAACAAUGGUAUAUAUACUGACACUAGCAUGGAAAGUGAGGGUGAUGUCUUCUUCUUUCUUUUUUUUAUUAGGGUUUCCUUUGAAUUCUUGAAAACUUUCUUUUAUGGAAGAUAAUUAUAACAAUGGCUCAAGAAGAACAAACCAAGAAAUGUAACACUAGUAGUAAUGGUAAUGGUGAUGGUGGUAUUAGAAGUGGCCACAUUAGUAGAUCUUCUAGGAAGCACAAGCAAAAGAAAGUGCCACAAAGAGGGCUUGGUGUUGCCCAACUAGAGAAGAUAAGACUUGAAGAGCAACAGAAGAACGAUGUCUCUGUAAAUCUGCCUUCUCCAGCUCCUAUAUCACAAAUUAAGCCUUCCAAUCUCUCUAUGCCAGUUCCAAAUUCUUAUGAAUCUCGUUCUACUUCAAUCCCAUAUCUUCCUGAUCUCUCAUCUCCAAAUUCAAUGUUUAGGCCCCAGAAUAUAGAACUAAUCAACUCAAACAGUACUAUUCCACCGGCAAAUUCGGUGGGGUGGCAAUCAGCUGCUGUUCAAGGGCAAAAAAAUAUGCCUAAGAUGUGGAAUUCUAGUUAUUACAAUCUUGAAAAGGAAAAUUGUGGGGUUGAUCCUGCGCUUGCUUUUCGGCCUAAUUUGAAUUUACCUUAUGAAUCCAACCCCAUUUGGCCUCUUCCUAGUUUGAUGCAAAGAGCACAGCAACAUCGACAACAUUCUUCUUCUUCUUCAUGCUCAAUGGUAAAUGCCUCGUCAGGAAGUUCAUCAUCAUCCUUGCAAAAUCCUCAGAUGGAGCCCCCUUCAAACCAAAGUUAUUAUGACAACUACAUACCUGUUUGGAUAGAGGAAGAGAAGAUGGUUGGCAAGAAGAGACCGCAUCCCUUUUCGCUAGGCUAUCCACCAGGUUCUUCUUUCCACUGCUACAAGUGUCCCACAAAUACCUCAUUUGGCAAUGGAGGCUUGUAUAAUUUCAGUUUCAGCAGCCGAAAUUGCAGAGAAGACUCCUCGUGCUCUACUUGUAUCUUGGAGCCCACUUCAAAGAAAAUCAUCAAAGAAAAUGGGGCAUGCAAUGUAGAUUUCAUUGCUCCAGCCCCUCCUCCUGCUACAACUUUGACAUCUAUAGACUUCAAGCUCAAGCCUUCAGCUUAUCUGGACUUCCAUAACUUUGAAUCGUUUGAUUUCGAUUCACUGCCGUAUCAAGGUAACGUGGAAGAUCAAAUUCUCCAGCAGCCAGGGGCAAUUGUACCAAAUCAACAGCAGACCUACUAUUGCUUCCUGCCCCCAGCAAUAAUGCAAAUUGGCCAUCCAACGAAGUCUAGUAAUGGUUACACUGGUGAUGAAGUAGGAGAAAAUAUUGAUUUGAAUUUGAAGUUAUGAACACCUAUAUAAAGUAGCCUGCUUUUUCUUCGUUUAUUUCUCUCUUUUGCUCACCUCAUGUGCUAUCUGAGGAAGGCCAGCUGUUCCUCUCCAUGAGACUAUAUGUAGUCGGCAGUCCUUGACUCCCUUUUCCCAUUAAUAACUUUUGAAGAA